UUCUGCGUGCGCCAUAGUGAAAAUGGCGACGGUGAAUGUAAUGUAACGAGUGUAAUCUAAUUUUUACGUGUAGUGCAGUUAAUAAGUUUUCUAUAAAAACAAAUAUACUCCCGUUUACUUGAAUGAAAUGCAAAAAUGCAGAAUGCAGCACAAAGAUCUGCGACAGAUAAUUCAAAAAUAGAAAAAAUUAGUGUUAAUCAUCACGACAUAGGGAACUCGCCGUCGACUCCCCAUUCAUCCAACUCGAGUCCUGCAAAAUCAGAAACGGACACAUAUUCGGAACGUAGGCGAUUUAUGUCCGACACUUCGGAAAGCGAAGAGGAUAGUGUUUCAGAGGUGGAGUCGUUUGUUAUCGAUCAAGAGUUUGAGGAAGAUCCACAAGUAGAAGCGGCAAAGUUUUUGUUAAGUCCGGACGCGGAUAGAUCAGUCGAUCCUGAAACGCAAGCUCGUCUGGAGGCAUUACUGCAAGCAGCAGGUAUUGGCCAGUUAACAACAAAGGAUGGGAAAUUAGCUGACCCAGAAGUUCUGAGACGGCUAACUUCUAGUGUAUCUUGUGCUUUAGACGAAGCCGCAGCUGCUUUAACUCGUAUGCGUACAGACAACCCACGAACACAACCAGAAAAAACAUCAAUAGUGGAGGCAACUGUGGAUGGUGACGUUCGUACUGUUCGCAAAUUACUUGGUGAAGGUAGAUCUGUGCAUGAAACAUCUGAAGAAGGAGAGAGUCUCUUAUCGCUUGCUUGUAGUGCCGGAUACUUUGAAUUAGCGCAGGUUUUGUUAGCGAUGCACGCAAACGUUGAAGAUCGAGGCAUUAAAGGUGAAUGCACACCUUUGAUGGAAGCUGCUUCGGCAGGUCAUCUGGAUAUAGUUCGUUUACUUGUGGCACACGGCGCCGAUGUAAAUGCGCAGUCUUCUUCAGGGAACACACCACUUAUGUAUGGCUGUGCGGGCGGCCAUACGGAUGUAGUGAAAUUCCUGUUGGAGCACGGUGCUAACGUAGAAGAUCACAAUGAAAACGGGCACACGCCGUUAAUGGAGGCAGCAAGUGCGGGCCACGUGGAACUCGCUAAAAUUCUUCUAAUGCACGGGGCGGGCAUCAACACUCAUUCCAACGAAUUUAAAGAGUCCGCUCUAACAUUAGCCUGUUACAAAGGUCAUUUAGAUAUGGUGAGGUUUCUACUCGAAGCCGGUGCCGAUCAGGAACACAAAACUGAUGAAAUGCAUACCGCUUUAAUGGAAGCCUCGAUGGACGGGCACGUGGAAGUCGCAAGGCUAUUGUUGGAUUCUGGGGCUCAAGUGAAUAUGCCGACUGAUAGCUUCGAAUCACCUUUGACCCUCGCUGCGUGCGGCGGACACGUCGACUUGGCCAUGUUGUUAAUCGAGAGGGGGGCCAACAUUGAGGAAGUUAAUGAUGAAGGGUACACACCUUUGAUGGAGGCGGCAAGGGAAGGGCAUGAGGAAAUGGUCGCGCUUCUUCUUAGUCAAGGCGCCAACAUUAAUGCACAAACCGAUGAAACGCAAGAAACGGCGCUUACGCUGGCUUGCUGUGGAGGUUUCAGCGAAGUAGCGGAUUUCCUCAUAAAGGCGGGUGCCGACAUAGAGUUGGGAGCUUCGACGCCGCUCAUGGAAGCUGCUCAAGAGGGUCAUCUAGAUUUAGUAAAAUAUCUUUUAGAAAAUAACGCCAACGUACGUGCACAAACGCAAACAGGCGACACUGCCCUUACGUAUGCUUGCGAAAACGGUCAUACCGACGUCGCGGACCUGUUAUUACAAUUUGGAGCGGAUUUGGAGCACGAAUCGGAGGGAGGCCGAACACCGCUUAUGAAAGCUUGUCGAGCAGGUCACCUGUGUACCGUUCAGUUUCUAAUCUCCAAAGGCGCCGACGUUAACCGGCAAACAACUAACAAUGAUCAUACACCUUUGUCAUUGGCAUGUGCCGGUGGGCAUUUAACGGUAGUGGAAUUACUUUUAGCUCACCGAGCGGAUCCCAAUCAUAAGUUAAAAGAUAAUUCCACGAUGUUAAUUGAAGCGGCGAAAGGGGGGCAUACUACAGUUGUGCAAUUGUUAUUAGAUUAUCCUCAUUCCAUGAUGUUAAGUCAACAGGGUACUGUUGCGCCGAUACUGCCCGGCCAAGUCGGUAGCAGAGACUCUCCUCUUCCUACUGGCACAUUACCACCAAACCUGCCUCAGCCCGUAAAUUUCUUUCAACCACCGUCUAACGUUACGUCACCAGAAUUUUCAUCGGCUGUUCUACAAGAAGUUCCUGAAGCUGUACGGAUCUUACCCCAAGACGAUACAAACCAGAGUCAAUGUAGUGACACGGUUAACAAUCAACUUUCCACUACGUCGCCGACUCGUUCAAGUGAUUCUCAACCGACUAAAAUAACUAAUCGAAAAUCAACCUUACCUAAAAGUCUAUCUUCGAGCCUGGCAUCUCUAGAUGCCGAAAUAUCGCAAGUAGCUUUAAGAUCGUUAAGUUCGACCGAAGUUUCGCAGUUAACCUUACGAUCACAACCUUUACCUUUAAGCGAAUUAGAUGAUUCGGAAUUUCUAAGCGAGGAUUCUACAGUCGGGGGUGGAAUAAUUGAUUUUAUUAAGCGUAAAAAACAGCAUUCUAGCACUACGCCUCCGUUGACGGACGAAGGCACCACUCAAAAACAACAAAUACUUGAAGAACUUCACCAAGUGGAACGUGAUUUACACGGAAAACAGCAGGCUCGCAAUCACCUCCUACUGUCGCAGUUUGCAAUUCCACAAGAUCAGUGUACUAACAACGUCACGUCGACUCAACUGCCACACAUGUUAAAUUUGGAUGUAGCGGUCCAGCAGCAACAGCAAGAGUUAGGAUCGGGAAUGUCAGGUGCGGUAUAUCCCAAUGGCAAUUUGCAAGUGCACAAUGCCUUCUAUACAGGUGCAACAUGCCUGCAAUCUCCGGCAAUGCCUCUCAAGUUGUCCGUUGGAGCCGACGCUUCUGCUUCCAAUUUUACAACAAACCAAACGCCCGCCUACUUUUUCUCACCUUUGCCAGGAUCUGUCUCCGUUCCUUUGUCCACCGGCAGUCCGAGUGUUGUUUCUCAACCCUUAAAAUUCCAGACAGUUAGCUCUCACGCCGAGGUUAGCCAGAAUACUGCCAUAAGUGAUCGACCGAAAGCCAAACCGGCCAAAAAGGAAGGAAAGAACUUGCGUAAGCAACAAUAUCAACCGGCACUGUAUGGUCAACAGCAGCCUCAAGUAUUUAUGUCCAAAGUUCCUCUACAGCAGCAGCAACAGUCGCAGCAGCAGUUAACCGAAAAACCACUUAACGUUAGCGAGUCCCUGAACGUUCAGGGUCUCGACUUAGACGCGAUAGAACAAGAAUCUUUAGCGCUAAAGGAGGAAGCUCAACAGAACAGUCUAUUAACCGCUUCCAUACUUCAACAAUUCCACAACUCUCCCCAAAUCAAUACGAUACGAGCGGCUUUUGUGGCAUCAGCUCAACGUAAAACUUGUAUGGAAUUGUUUCACCGAGAAGCAGAAUCUACAACUGACGCUUAUUUAGAACAAAAAAGUAAAGAGUUAUUAGACAAGGAAGAUUUUACGUCCGAUCUGGUCGAGGAUGUAGUUCAAACUCUCGAGUCUUACAACGUCGACAAUGUCCAGAAUCAAGCAACUGCUCAACAUAAUUUACAAGUGCAACCUUAUCCGUCGACGUUGGAGGAAUCUAUGAUCGCCUCCUUUCAGGCUCAUCACGAGCUGGCUGCUCAAGCAGAUGGAUCUCGACUCGAAUAUUUCGUACCUGUCGCGAAUGGGGGUCAAUUACCAGUGCAGGUGCAACACUCGCUGUACCCUUACGAUCACUACCUGCAAGCGGUUGCUACCAUGUCCAAUAAAGAUCAAACCGGUGCAAUAUAUCAGGCCGGCUUUCAAGCGGGAAUGAAUAUUGUACAACAACUGGCUACUUCGGGUGAGACAUUAACAAAUGCUGCAGUCCCAAACACGAUCGCGACAAUAGCUGGCACCACGACACAACAGUAUGUCUCCUCGGUUCAACCGACGUGCGUUCCGGUACAGUCGGCAUGUUCCCAUAUACCUACCAAUACCAUGGUGCAAUCAUCGCAUCAUUGUCAGAUACCGUGCAGCCAGCAUCAGCAUUUACUAACCACCCACCAACAACAGCAAACCACACAUCAAGUGCAAGCAGCUACGCAAACACCGCAGGUGACGCCUGUCGCUGCAGAAACCAAAAAGCAAGGCAAAAGUGUGGCGGUUCAAGACGGUAUGAAAAUUAAAAAGGGUCGGUUGCUCCUGCGAAACCAGCAGCCACCACAACAGGGCGCUGCUUUUCAACAGUCGCAAAACCAGAACUAUCAAAUCGAUACCAACUCCGCCAUUACGCAGUACAACACAAACAAUCAGCAGUGUGUAACCGGUACCGUUCCGCCAGUCAAUUAUUGUAUGGACCUCGAUUCUGAAACUGAAAGUAAUCACGACACCGCCUUGACUUUGGCCUGUGCCGGCGGUCACGAGGAGCUAGUCGAGUUACUAAUAAAACGUGGCGCCGACAUCGAGCACAGAGAUAAAAAAGGAUUCACCCCCCUGAUCCUGGCCGCAACGGCCGGUCACGAGAAGGUGGUCGAAACACUACUGAAUAAUGGUGCCGAUAUGGAAGCUCAAUCUGAACGAACAAAAGACACCCCUCUGAGUUUGGCUUGCUCCGGUGGCCGAUACGAAGUGGUCGAGCUACUUCUCAAUCGGGGCGCUAACAGAGAACACCGUAACGUAUCCGAUUAUACGCCCCUUAGUCUGGCGGCGUCUGGCGGUUACGUGAAUAUAAUCAAGCUCCUAUUAAGUCACAGUGCGGAAAUAAAUUCCCGAACUGGUAGCAAGCUCGGAAUUUCGCCUCUUAUGUUAGCCGCAAUGAAUGGACACACUGCCGCUGUGAAAUUGCUACUAGAUAAAGGAAGUGACAUUAACGCCCAAAUUGAAACUAAUCGUAAUACAGCUUUAACGUUAGCCUGCUUUCAAGGUCGCCACGAAGUUGUCAGUUUACUUCUCGAUCGAAAAGCAAAUGUUGAACAUCGAGCAAAGACUGGUCUGACACCUCUAAUGGAAGCCGCCAGUGGAGGUUACGUGGAUGUAGGUCGAGUCCUAUUGGAUAAAGGUGCAGAUGUGAAUGCAACACCUGUGCCAUCUUCCCGAGAUACGGCCCUCACAAUCGCCGCAGACAAAGGUCACUGUCGGUUUGUCGAGCUUUUGCUGUGUAGAGGCGCUGCCGUCGAAGUAAAAAACAAAAAGGGUAACUCUCCACUUUGGUUGGCCGCUAACGGUGGCCAUCUUAGCGUUGUCGAACUCUUAUAUAAUUUAUCCGCCGAUAUCGAUUCCCAAGACAAUCGAAAAGUGUCAUGUCUGAUGGCGGCUUUUCGUAAGGGUCACGUUAAGGUGGUGAAGUGGAUGGUAAAUAACGUUACUCAGUUUCCGAGUGAUCAAGAAAUGAUUAGAUAUAUCUCCACCGUUAGCGAUAAGGAAUUGUUAGAGAAAUGCCAAGAGUGUGUGAAAAUCAUACGAGCCGCCAAAGAGACUCAAGCCGCAAAAGCGAACAAGAAUGCGAGUAUUUUACUAGAAGAAUUGGACAUGGAACGAAGUAGGGAGGAAUCGAAAAAGGCAGCCGCCGCGCGAAGGCGAGAGAGAAAGAAAAAGAAGAAACUGGAAAAACGGGAAGAAAAACGUCGCCUAACCGAAGAAAAUAAGAAAAACGAAAAAUACAUCGAAGAUGACGAUAAAAAUGAAGAUGAUGAUAAAUUUGAGGAUGAAGAUAAUAUCCAAGAUAUAACAGAAUCGGAAUCCCCAAUACACAAUGUUGAAACUGUCGAUAAAGAAGAGGGUGAUAGUGGAAUUGAUGCAAAUAGUCAGGGAAGUUGCUCAAGCAAUGAUGUAAAAACUAAAGAAAAACGCAAGGAGAAGAAAAAGAAAAAGUGCACCCAAACAUCUUCGAGUUUAAAAAAGGAAGACUUUCACGAUCCGAGGUGCAGUACUACGCCCUCCAGCUUAAGUCAAACUAAAGCGCAUUCUUCAAAAGAAUUGACAGAGAGGCGAAACGACAAGAGCAGCGAUGCCCAAGCAAAAAUUGCGCGAGGCACUCAAAACAUUAAGAAAGGUUUAAUUUUCGAAGCGACUCGACAUCCCGCCGAGCGAGACGAUUUUGAGGCGACGGGAAACGAAGCUUACACCGGCUCACGAAGCAAAAAGGGGCAGCAUGACGCCGAAGUGCAAUUGAUAGCUUCAAAAACCAGUCCGAAGCAAUCGAGUAAAAGAGACGAAGGUUGGAAGGAAGUUGUUCGGAAAUCGUCCGUACAAACCGUCACCACUACAGAAUCCGGCGUGAAAAAGGUUUCCGUACCUCUAAAUGCUAUAUCUAGAGUAAUUGGUCGUGGCGGCAGUAAUAUUAACGCAAUUAGAGGAGCGACCGGUGCUCACAUUGAAGUCGAGAAACAGAGUAAGGGUCAAGGUGAAAGGAUUAUUACUCUGAAGGGAUCUUUGGAUGCAACUAAACAAGCUCAUUUGCUAAUUGCCGCUUUGAUCAAGGACCCAGAUGUAGAUAUUCUGCAAAUGUUACCAAAAACAAACAAGUUAACUACUACGACUACUACCUCCCUGUGGGAUAAAACCCAGAUAGGGACAAAAAAGGUAGCGGGUAAAGUUGUCAAUACAUCAUCAGCCGUUACUACUAUAGCGUCGACGCAACAAAAAAGCAUUACAGUUAUCUCCUCUUCGUCAGUAAUGCCCCAAAGAUCUCUCACAAUAAUUAAACCUAGAGGAACAACAAUAGCAACGGCGCCACGUGUAACCGCUCCCCGUCUUGUAGCACAAGCUGAACGGAACGCAGCAGCACAGUUGGCAUCCACCACGAAAAAUACAAUGUCCUACACUACUGCAAUAAUGACGACAUCUCGGGCGACAACUAAAAUAGUUACAACAACUGCCACUCAAACUUUCGCCGCUAAACUAACAGAAAGUACUUCGACUAGUCAACUUCCCACAACUCAAUCCUUACAAAAGUCGAGACCUUCGCAGUGUUUAAAUGUGCCACAGGGAAUUGUUGGAGCGCCAACGGUGCAAACAUCGAGCACAAUUAUUCACGGUCAAGGAUCACCAAAGCAUCAUCGUCCCACACCUACGGCAUCCGCACCGCCUACUAUGCAACAUUUCCAAACUACCGGAAAGUUUCCCUCUUUCGCCACUCCUACCACUCAAGUAUCGAAUAUUUGUAGUGGAGUGGAGAUGAGAACACACAGUCCCAUACUACAACAGGCAACGUUAAUCCCAGUAACUUCGUCACAUGUGGAAACGAUACAACCGACAUCCAUUUCAAAUGUGACGACCACCCAAGAGUAUUCACUUUUUAACUCCAUGGCGCAACAACCGACCUGGAGACAAGAAACUGAAUCUCACAAACCGAUUAAUUUUGCCGCAGUUACCGGCGGCAAUACGUCUCAAGUUCCUCCGAGUAAAUUUGUGGAUAAUGAUCCGCCUCCGCAAGUUGACGCCUCGAAAGCGCCAGGUUACAGAGGAGCCGCGAUGGGUUCGCCUGUUUCAUCCAAAACUAGCAGCAACAGCACGACACCUCCAAGUUUACCUUUAAGUUCGGCAUCUAAUUAUCCUACUUAUCCUGAACAACCAAAAACGCAACCCCUUCCCCCAAUUGGUACAAAUAUCAUGCAUAAUCGAUCAGUUGCUCAAACAAACCAACACGAUAUCGCGAACAGUCAUUACUACCCAAGUUCCGAUUUACCUUCACGUUCCAUGCAGCAUCUGGCCCAUUCGGACACCAACUUAUAUAAGACUGGAUCUACCGGGUACCCAGAACAGACUCCUAUAAAUAUGUUGAAUAUUCCAGUUGCGGAUUCGCAACCGCACUUGUUGUCAUCUUACCAUCAGUCGAAUUCCAUGCAACAUCUCAAUUAUUCUCAAUCUCAGCAGCAGCAGCAGCAACAAUCCGUGCAAAUCAGUGCGACGCCGGUCAGUAUGUCGAGAUUAAACCCGAAAGCGCCGGACUUCUCUGUACAUACGAUAUCCAACAAACCGCCGCAGAUGUAUAACGGGUAUGCGAUGGGAAAUAAUCAAAACAACUCGCUGCAUACCAUGAAUAAAUCUAGUAUGAACAACUACCACAGAUCGGCGAUGAACAAUCCUCAGCAAAAUCGCUGGCAUUUACUCCAAAUGCAGCAGCCCUUCACUCCACAGCAAACCGAAUUGAUUAGCGGAAUGGCGGGCAUGACCUUACAUAACAUUGCCAGAGCGGCAGGUGGUGAAAUCCUCGAAAACGGCGGAGAACUAAACACAGUGAGCAACUCGCCUGCUAUGUCCCCAAACUUACCACCGGCUCAUAAUCUACAUCCCAACGAUGGGCAUUACAUGGAAGACCGUAAACAACCGCAACCUAUUGGCACCGAACGGGCUCGCAAGACCCAAAAUCCUAACAUGGAUAACAACUGGAUGAUGUCAAACGAUUCGAAAAUGAUGGUCGGCCGCCAAUGGACGGGAUCAAACAAUAUCGAUCGAUAUCCUAUAUUACGAAACCAAAUGGAUGCGGAUUACAUUUCACAUCCGUUAGACUCAUUCCAGCAUGGAAUGCCAUUAGAAAAUCCUCACAAUUACGCUAGCGGGGCGCAGUUCCCCACUUACCUGCUUCAACAACAGAUGACAACAAUGCGCCCACUCGAUUUCGUUCCCAACGAUCCGCUAAAGAUGGAACUGCCACAAUGGGAAACAUCGCGCCCAAACAUGACUGAUUUACAAGAAAAACCACACGGUUGGCCGGGUUUGACCAACAAGUGGAACCAAUAAAUUAAUUUACAACAAAUAGAAUUUCGUACUAUAAGCGUUUUUAAAGUCCAUUUAUCCUGAAAUUAGCUUUCUAUCUUUGUGAUGUUUGGGAUACAAAUUUUGCAGUAGUAUUGAAUCGUAGUUUUGUUCAAAUUUUUGUACCCAAAUGUGUGCAUGUUAUACGAACAGCGCCAACUUUACCAGCGAGACGCGUAAUAUAAUUGAAUUGUUAAUGUAAUCGAUACCAGUCGAGGUUGUCCUACUUGUAGUACAUAUUUGCAUGUCUCAUUUGUUUUGAUAACUGCUUAUAGUUUAUCACUUUUACUUUUUCUGUAGCAGAUUUUAAACAUGAUUGAUAUCAGCUUCGUUAGUGGUAAACAGUCGAGCUGAUCCAAUUGGAGUUAGACAUAUAAUACUAAACACAAAAUAUAUAUUGUAGUAGCGCAGUGGUGUUGAGGGAUUGGCGAUAGAGGCAAAUGUUUUAAUCAUCAUGUGGAAUAUAAUUAAUUUGUUCUCUAUUUAUAUUUAAUUUUAUUUCUAAGUGCAGUGUUGUACGCAGCACAUUUGAGUUGCGCAUAGCACAAACACUAUGGGUAUCGCUGACUCCCAUGAAUAUGUAGGGUUAUAAUUAUACGGAAUAUGUAAUAUUGCUUGUACAUGAAGACUUAAAUAUAUCUUUAUGCACUGUAAA
This is a messenger RNA of Photinus pyralis (common eastern firefly), 9493 nucleotides long. Its product is annotated as ankyrin repeat domain-containing protein 17-like. Gene Ontology annotation, cellular component: cytoplasm. Bases 136 to 8823 code for a protein of 2895 amino acids. NCBI's taxonomy places the organism in Eukaryota, Metazoa, Arthropoda, Insecta, Coleoptera, Lampyridae. Gene Ontology annotation, molecular function: protein binding; RNA binding. The transcript is spliced from 21 exons. Gene Ontology annotation, biological process: innate immune response. The record is from RefSeq and is a predicted model, not a curated record.